This is a messenger RNA of Carica papaya (papaya), 1506 nucleotides long. The record is from RefSeq and is a predicted model, not a curated record. NCBI's taxonomy places the organism in Eukaryota, Viridiplantae, Streptophyta, Magnoliopsida, Brassicales, Caricaceae.
AAAAAAAGAUCCGUUACCAGAAAGUCUCCUUCUUCUUCUUCUUCUUCUAAACUCAUUGACAUUUCACUCCGUAGAUUAACUGAAUACAGGUGAAAAACAGUGGAAACACAGCUUCGAGACUGAGAGACUUCAGUAUGGGUAUUUAGAGGGAAGAAAGAAAAGGUGGAGACAAAAGGAAAACAAAUAAAUACUUUCUUAUUGAGCUAAGACCCACUUAGGUGUUUUGAGUUCUUCUUCAAUCAAUCAUGGUUGCAAGAACCCCACCGAAGCAGAGGAAAGUGGUGGUGGCUCCUCUCAACCCUGUUUUGCUAAGAGAAACUCUGAAGAAGGUGGAUAAAUGUAUGUCACGAUUGCAAGAGUUACAGUACACAGUAGCAGGAGGGACCAAGGUGAUAUCUGGGGUUAGUCUCAGUCCUCGGAGCACAAGGGGUUAUUUAAGAACUAGUCUCAGGUGCAAGCAAGAAUCUUUGAGGAUGAAAAAUGCUGCUCAGAAGAAAUCUCCUGUUGGGAAGUUUCCAGCGAGCACAGGAGGGGACUGGCGACGAAUGUCACUGCCAGCGAUGCUAGUCGGAGAAACAGUCGGAGAAAUUCUCCAAGCAAGCCAGUUUGCAAGAGAAAUCGUAGCUGCAGUAACUGAAAAACCCAAGAAGAAAACAGUUCUUCCUAUUCAGGAUCAAGCCCCAAAAACACCAGACACUGACCAGAAAAACCAGAGACCAGACCAUGAAAACUCUGAAUUAAAAGCUCGAAGAAAGAAGGAGAAACAUAACAGGUUGCAGCUGAUCCGAGCAGAAUCCAAUUCUCCAUCACUGCAAAAAGCUCGUUCCAGAAUCAACUUCAAGGUUUCUCCCUUAAAAAUAAAAGAAAACACAAACACUCGCUAUAUAGCAGCAAACAGAAUCUCUCCCAAGAACAAACCGUGGGCUAAGAAGACUGUUCUUUUCCCAAACCCUCUUUUCCAUUCAACUCCAUCUUCACACCAACAGAAGUUCUGCAAGACAAGGUCUCCGGUGAUAGCCAGAAACAACAACAAACAGACGACGACUCCGCAUAAGUUUCUGAUAAAGCUGCCGACUUCACCACCGUCGGCUGGUUCUUCCAAGUUUCGAGUCAAAAUCAGGAGUCCACCGGUGGCAAUUUCUCCCAAAAGGCAAAACAAUUUGAGCAAGAUGUCGUCAACUGCGGCAAAGCUCCGGCGGUCUUUGUCGCCGGCAAGACUGGCGAAUAGAUUAGUCUCGCCAUUGAAGAGCAGGAAAGGUGUACAGAGACCGGCGGCUGUGCCACCUAUUCGAUUCUCUACUGGGAGAAUUCAAGGGGCAACUCUGAUCUGAUUCAUAAUCGGUAAAAAAAAAAAAAAAGAACUAAAAGAAAGUUUGAUCUUUUUUCUUCUGGGAUUUUGAUUUUCCAAUGUUUAUAUCAGAACUGAUUCUUUACUUUUUUCUUUUCUUAAUGGCUGUGAAUUGUUUAUGUUCAACGUACAUUUGCUGAUGUACCAGUUUGGGAGCU